Messenger RNA from Microtus oregoni (creeping vole), 1238 nucleotides. It is a transcript of the gene Timm22, whose product is annotated as translocase of inner mitochondrial membrane 22. The coding region runs from base 216 to 800 and encodes 194 amino acids. The transcript is spliced from 4 exons. Gene Ontology annotation, molecular function: transmembrane protein transporter activity. The record is from RefSeq and is a predicted model, not a curated record. Lineage: Eukaryota; Metazoa; Chordata; Mammalia; Rodentia; Cricetidae. Gene Ontology annotation, biological process: protein insertion into mitochondrial inner membrane. Gene Ontology annotation, cellular component: TIM22 mitochondrial import inner membrane insertion complex.
UUUAGCAAUGCCUUACAGACUCGAGUCAGUAUUUACAAGAGGCUUUGGGGAAACAUUGUAACCUCCUUGACGCUGGUGCACAGGCCAACUUUUGCUACCGCAGCUUCCUCAAUGUGGCGAAUCUGCCGCUGCGUCACGAUGGCUGGACACCUAGGCAAGCGUGUGGAAUCUGCUGGGGGAAGUAGGACGCGAAAGGUUCUAGAGCUCCUACCGUCAUGGCGGCGGCUGCCCCAAAGGCCGGGGCUUCAGCUCCCGAAGCGGCAGCUUCCGCCGAAGCUCCGCUGCAGUACAGCCUUCUUCUGCAGUACCUGGUGGGUGACAAGCGUCAGCCCCGGCUCCUGGAGCCUGGCAGCCUGGGCGGGAUCCCGAGUCCCUCCAAGAGCGAGGAGCAGAAGAUGAUCGAGAGGGCGAUGGAAAGUUGCGCUUUCAAGGCUGUGCUAGCCUGCGUGGGAGGAUUUGUCUUGGGAGGUGCAUUUGGGGUCUUUACAGCCGGCAUUGAUACUAAUGUAGGCUUUGACCCUAAGGACCCUUACCGGACACCAACCGCAAAGGAAGUUCUGAAAGACAUGGGACAAAGAGGAAUGUCAUACGCCAAGAAUUUUGCCAUCGUGGGCGCCAUGUUCUCGUGUACUGAGUGUCUGGUAGAAUCUUACCGGGGAAAGUCAGACUGGAAGAACAGCGUCAUCAGCGGCUGCAUCACUGGUGGAGCCAUUGGUUUCAGAGCUGGUGUGAAGGCCGGGGCCAUAGGUUGCGGAGGUUUUGCUGCUUUCUCUGCUGCAAUCGAUUACUACCUACGGUGAAAGAAAUGGCCUGAAAGGAAGGAGGAUGCCGGCCACUUUCAGGGCUCUUCUAUGGAGCAGUUUCUACACGCUUGGCAUUGCUUCAGGGGCGAAGCCAGUUGUUUCCUCUACAGUUGGUUGUGUGAGAGAACCACCUCACUGUUCUCUGCUUCCAGCCACUGGAGCAGCCAACUUUUCUACUUCUGAAUUCCAACCAGGUUUUUCAGUGUAGAAGGUAUGCCUCCUUGCAGUGAAAAGAUCAGGAGGCAGCGUGUUGACUGUUAAGAAUUGAGCUCGACCCAGGCUCAGUCCUGACUUCACUCAGCUCGUUGUGAACAGGGAGGCGGCAGUAUGUUUGCCCAUAGCUAGGAAGCUCUUCUUCCUUGAGACUGUGUAAGCAUUCGUCUUGAGUACCAGGGCAGGGCAAAGUAAACUUAUGCCAUCCAGGCAAGUAUAGCA